UCACUCACAAUAUUGUGUUACUAAUUAUACUAACUACGUACAAGUAUUGUAAAUACAAAGAUCGAUGAGAAGACCUCCUUGGUGGCGAGCUCCGGAGCGCGUUCCAUUUUCAAACAGGAGCGGUGAUGUUUGUGACAUCAUACGUGGUGACGCGAGCUGUCGAGCGGCUGCGGGGAGCGUGUGUAAGAGUGGCAGCAGUGGCAGUAGUGGUAGCAUUGACGCCGGCGGCAGGGUCCAUGUGCUGCGUGCUGGUGGCGACUUGCGAGGAGCUGUUCCUGCUAGUGGCUCGCGCGUGGCGCGGCCGUCUGGAGACGCAACAUGAGCGUGUCGGUGCGCUCCGUGCUGGUGGAGGGCCCAAAGCCCCAGAGGCCCAAGGGCCCGUUCACGUAUGCUAGUACGCCGCGGGCGCUCUACCACAACACACGAUUGCGGAAGGAUCCAUCGUGCGGCAGUAUGGUGACGGCCGCGACUGGAGGCACGCACUACUCCAACGUGAUGCACGACAAGCGCGUGGUGCGCGGCAGCACGUUCGGCUCCCACCAGCAGGCCGCAGGCGACGCGGACGCGGGCCGCUCGCGGCGCCGGGCGCUGGCUCGCCGCGCGGCUCUCGCCCGGCUGCGGCCCGGGACGCCGCCUGCCGCGCCCGGCCGUCGACAUCACCCCGUGCAGACCCAGCACUACCUGGAGGAGUUGUUCGACAAAGGAGAAGAGAUGGAGGUGGGGGUGCAGACAGAGCUGUUCGCAGACCGGCCGGCCACGCCCGUGUACGUUCCCGCCAAGACCGGCGCCGACGCGAGCACUCAGAUCUACCCGGGCGAUCUGUUCGAUUUUGACUUGGAAGUGCAACCGAUCCUGGAAGUGCUCGUCGGUAAGACGGUGGAGCAGGCGCUGGCAGAGGUGGCGCAGGAGGAGGAGUUGGCCACGCUGCGGGAGCAGCAGCGGCGCUACCGGGAGCUGCGGGACGCUGAGCUGGCGGAGCGGCAGCGGCUGGCGGCACAGGAGCACCGGCUCAUGGAGGAGAAGGAGCGGCGUGUGGCCGAGGGUCGAGCGGCGCGGACGGCGGCACUGGAAGCGCGCCAGCGAGUGGCGGCUGCGGCGCUGGUGCAAGGCUACGUUGCUGAACUACUGCCCGCCGUGCUGGCCGGGCUGCGGGACGCUGGCUACCUGGUGCGGCGUCUGCGAGCAGGGGUUCAAGAAGAGUUUAUGCCGUGGCUAGUUCAAGAAGUGUCAGAGGAGAUCGAGUCUCUCAUCACCAGUCGUGACGUCAUCACGGACAUCGUGCGCCAGGUCGUGGAGGCGCGCGGCGAACUGCUGCGGGCGGCCGGAGAGCAGGAAGCCGCGGCGACAACCUCGCCGCAGGAGUCGGUCACGCCGCCAUCGCUGCCCGCCGAGGAGGAAGACAACGACGAGCAAUGACGACGGCAGCCGCGAGGGGGCGCUCGACGUCACCCUGCGUUAUACUUAUUUAAUGAAUUAUUAUCUUAGUUUUAGAUAUUUUCAUAUAUUUUUCUUAUGAUAAUUUCACAAAUCUUGUCCAAGUGUAACAAAGUAAUAAUGUUUUUGAAUAACAUUUAUUUUAGUUAA
Leptidea sinapis is the source of this 1584-nucleotide messenger RNA. RefSeq names its product radial spoke head protein 3 homolog (gene Rsph3). The coding region runs from base 319 to 1416 and encodes 365 amino acids. The record is from RefSeq and is a predicted model, not a curated record. NCBI's taxonomy places the organism in Eukaryota, Metazoa, Arthropoda, Insecta, Lepidoptera, Pieridae. The transcript is spliced from 9 exons. Gene Ontology annotation, cellular component: cilium.